AUGCCGCGUAUUAUGAUAAAAGGUGGUGUUUGGCGCAACACCGAGGAUGAGAUUCUGAAAGCUGCUGUUAUGAAAUAUGGUAAAAAUCAAUGGAGCCGAAUAGCCUCUCUUUUGCACAGAAAGUCUGCUAAACAGUGUAAAGCACGUUGGUUUGAGUGGUUGGAUCCGAGCAUUAAGAAAACAGAAUGGAGCAGAGAAGAGGACGAGAAGCUUCUACAUCUUGCAAAAUUGAUGCCUACACAAUGGAGAACAAUUGCGCCAAUUAUUGGCCGGACAGCUGCACAGUGCUUAGAACGCUACGAAUAUUUACUGGAUCAGGCACAAAAAAAGGAAGAAGGAGAUGAUGCUGCAGACGAUCCUAGGAAACUGAAGCCAGGAGAAAUUGAUCCAAAUCCUGAAACAAAACCAGCCAGACCUGAUCCUAAAGAUAUGGAUGAAGACGAAUUGGAAAUGUUGUCUGAGGCACGUGCCAGGCUUGCAAAUACUCAGGGAAAGAAGGCAAAACGUAAAGCUAGAGAAAAGCAAUUAGAAGAAGCACGGAGGCUAGCUGCUCUUCAAAAGCGUAGAGAAUUACGAGCUGCUGGUAUUACGGUCUCGCAAAAGAAUAAACGUAAACGCGGCGUCAAUUAUAAUUCUGAGAUUCCUUUUGAGAAACGGCCGGCUGUCGGGUUUUACGAUACAUCGAACGAGCACGUGGAUCCACUUGCUAUUGAUUUCUCGAAGAUGCGGCAACAACAUUUGGACGGAGAAUUAAGGCAAGAGAAAGAAGAGAUGGAACGUAGGAAAGACAAACAGAAGUUAAAGCAGCGUAAGGAGAAUGAUAUACCAAUGGGAAUGUUAAAUAAUGAGGAGCCAGUGAAGAAGAGAAGUAAACUUGUUUUACCGGAACCACAGAUAUCCGACCAAGAAUUACAGCAAGUAGUCAAACUUGGUAGAGCGUCGGAAGUUGCUCGUGAAGUGGCUACCGAAAGUGGUAUCACAUUAUCGGACAGCUUAUUAGCUGAUUACUCUUUACCGACGAAUGCAGCUGUGACUCCUCGCACUCCAGCCGCUACGGAUAGAAUCCUUCAAGAAGCACAAAACGUUAUGGCUCUUACUCAUGUCGAUACUCCAUUGAAAGGUGGAUUAAAUACUCCAUUAAAUAAGUCUGAUUUCGCUGGCGUCGUGCCUUCCGCGAAUGCCGUCGCAACUCCGAAUACGAUUCUAGCCACGCCUUUCCGUUCGCAACGCAGCGAUGGGACACCGGCUAAUUCAUUUAACACGCCGGUGUCAGCACGAACACAGAACGGAGUUUUAGCAGCCACGCCAGUUCGUGAUAAACUCAGUAUUAAUCCGGACGAAAGCUUAGACGGAUCGGAAACUCCGUUAAUUCAGAAACAAGUAAAGGAACAGUUGCGAGCCGGUUUGAGCGCGCUCCCAGCACCGCGUAAUGAUUACGAGAUCGUAGUUCCUGAAGGAGAAACAAAAGACGAGGAUGGUGCUGCGAUGGCUGCAGAAGUCGUUGAGGAUCAAGCCGAUAUAGAUGCUAGGCAACAACAAGAAUUGGCAGAACAAAGAAAAAGAGAAUUGGCAAGGAGGUCGCAAGUCAUACAACGGGAUUUACCGCGACCAAUUGAUGUAAAUAUGAAUAUCUUGAGACCGUUCAUGGAUACGCCAUUAACGGAUUUGCAAAGAGCAGAAGAACUGAUUAAAAGAGAAAUGAUCACGAUGCUACAGUACGAUGCGCUACAGAAUCCAGUACAACCAAGUCGUAAAGGUUCCUCGGGUUUGGUAGCUCAAGCGCAGGCUUACUUAGAUCAACAUCCGUACGUUAAUUUUGAGGAAGAAGAAAUUAGUGCCGCGAAAAAACUCCUGACCGAAGAAAUGGGUGUUGUAAAAGAAGGCAUGGCACACGGAGAACUGAGCUUGGAUUCUUACACAACUGUAUGGGAAGAAUGUUUAUCGCAGAUAUUAUAUUUGGAAACACAGAAACGAUAUACUCGAGCAACGCUGGCUUCGAAGAAGGAUAGGGUAGAAGCAUGCGAAAGAAAGCUAGAAGAAAAUCGCAUGCAUAUGACCGGCGAGGCCAAGCGGGCAGCGAGAAUGGAAAAGAAACUGAAAGUUCUUACUGGCGGCUAUCAGACUAGGGCGCAAGUAUUAACGAAACAAUUGCACGAUCUGUGGGAGCAGAUAGAGCAAGCGCAUUUGGAACUUUCGACAUUUGAAUUCUUGCAAACUCAAGAAGAAGCGGCUAUACCUCGAAGAGUGAACGCACUUAUGGAGGACGUUAACAGACAGACAGAACGGGAACGGGUAUUGCAAACUCGGUAUGCACAGUUGCAGGAUCAGCUGCAACAAUGUUAAAUAUUGUCCACAGGAUUUAGUGUAAUGUAUCAUAUCUUAAGUACUGUAAAGGUAUUGUGAAAUACAAAAUGAUAAUUUCUAUAGCAGUUCAUUAAACAUACGUUUCUUGAUUCGAGCAAGCAAAAGUGUUGAGAUCUCAACUUCAUAUAAUAAAUUUUUAUUGUCAUACAAUUUACAAUUUUUAUUAUAUGAUACAGUUUAUUUUAAAAAUCGAAUUAAUUAAUAAUAUAUGCGUUAUAUUACACGAGGACAAUACGUAAUAUUUCAAUUUCAAUCUCAAUGUGAUUUAUCGAGAAUUACAAUUAAUUUUAGACAAAUAAGGAUGUAAUUAUUUAUAUUUUUAUGCUAUAUAUCCGUUUGCGUGUAUAUAAAACAACACAGAGUUCAGAGUGAGCGAGUUUAAAAAUCCCGCAAUUUUUCGAUCUUGUUCGAUAAGUAUCGACACCAACAAUUAUUAUAAAAACAAAUGUGAAAAUAUAAAUAAAUUACUUCAGAAAUUAAAUACGAACAUGCAGAAAUGUAACAAAGAA
Messenger RNA from Ceratina calcarata, 2873 nucleotides. It is a transcript of the gene Cdc5, whose product is annotated as cell division cycle protein 21. The transcript is spliced from 5 exons. The record is from RefSeq and is a predicted model, not a curated record. Bases 1 to 2343 code for a protein of 780 amino acids. NCBI's taxonomy places the organism in Eukaryota, Metazoa, Arthropoda, Insecta, Hymenoptera, Apidae. Gene Ontology annotation, cellular component: Prp19 complex; spliceosomal complex. Gene Ontology annotation, biological process: regulation of transcription by RNA polymerase II; mRNA splicing, via spliceosome. Gene Ontology annotation, molecular function: RNA polymerase II transcription regulatory region sequence-specific DNA binding; DNA-binding transcription factor activity, RNA polymerase II-specific.